Molecule: messenger RNA, 1638 nt
Organism: Papaver somniferum (opium poppy)
Lineage: Eukaryota; Viridiplantae; Streptophyta; Magnoliopsida; Ranunculales; Papaveraceae
Product: cation/H(+) antiporter 15-like
Exons: 4
Coding region: 1-1638 (545 amino acids)
Biological process (GO): regulation of pH
Cellular component (GO): endomembrane system
Source: RefSeq, a predicted model, not a curated record
AUGGAUAUGAUUACGAAAGCAAGUACAUCAACUAUGGUCAUAGGCUGCUGUACUUUCCUCAUCCCUUUACUUUUUAAUACAGCUAUUUUAGCCAUUAUAAGAAAAACUGUCACGAUGGGACAGAAUAUGAGCGAUUCUCUCGGAUUCGUUCAACUGACACUAUCUUGCUCGUCCUUCUAUGAUACUGCUUGUGCUGUUGCUGACUUGAACCUCCUCAACUCGGAGAUUGGUCGUCUAGGCCUGGCCAUUUCGAUAAUCACUGGAUUGAGCAAUUGUCAGUUCAUUGGCAUAGAUCCUUCUCUUGGACCACUUAUGAUUGGGCUAACGGUACCUGUUGGGUCACCUAUAGCAGAAGCUGUUCAGAAAAAGCUCGAGUGCUUCGACACCUUUGUGCUCUUGCCGCCAUCUUACAUAAUAGCAGAUUAUUGUAGUAAUAUCGGCUUCCCCUACUUUCGGAUGCCUAUAGAGGAUUCCUUGUGUCUCGCUCUCCUUUUAAACUGCGACGGGAUAUUCUACAUGUUGUAUUUAAUGGCCAUGGUUGAAGCAGAGUUGAUGAGUCAACAAACUUACACAAUAAUGAUCUUCACAAAUCUAUUGAUAACAAUGGUAACUACGCCGAUAGUGAAACAUCUAUAUCAUCCUUCGAGGAGGUACGCGGGCUACAAGAGACAAACCAUCCUAAAUUCUGCUGUCAACAGUGAGCUGCGCAUACUGGCUUGUGUUUACAAUCAAGAAAACGUCCCCAGCAUCCUCAAUUUCCUUGAAGCCACUAAUCCAAUUACCAAAGAAAGCUUUGUAUGUAUAUAUGUUUUGCACCUCGUUGAGCUAGUUGGUCGUGCAACUUCCCUCCUCAUUGAACACAGAGAACAAAAGAAAAAACAAUUUACACGAGCCAACAGCCGUAAUUCUUCAGAUAAAAUUAUAAAUGCCUUCCACCAGUUCGAACAACAGAAUGAAGGAUACACAAUAGGGCAAUGUUUCACUGCAAUAUCACCGUUCUCAAGUAUGGAUAACGACGUAUCUCAGAUAGCAAUGAAAAAGAGGACGAAUCUGGUGACCAUACCUUUCAGUGAGUUAGACGAACAUCUUUAUCGGACGGUCAACCGAAAUAUUUUACAAAAACCACCUUGCUCAGUUGGGAUACUCUUUGACCACAAAAAUAGUUCUGGAGCUGCUAUUGAUGUUUCCAUGAGUUUGCAUAAUAUUGCCAUGAUUUAUAUCGGAGGUGCUGAUGAUCGAGAGGCACUAGCAUAUAGUAUGAGAAUGGCAGAUAAGCCCAAUUUACAACUCUCUGUUUUUCGAUUCACGCAUAUAAAGCCAAACCAAAAUGCAAAAAAAAAAGAUGAUGAAUUGAUAGGUUAUUUAUGGGACAAAAUUAUGAACACCGAAAACAUUGUUUACAAGGAAGAAGAUGUAACAGAUUGUGCAGAUACAGCAAGUAGAAUCAAAUGCCUGGAAGACUCUUACGACUUCAUAAUUGUUGGGAGACGACAUGAUAGUAGCUCACCAAUUUUGCAUGGACUUGAUGAAUGGUGUGUUUUCAAAGAACUUGGUGUGAUUGGAGAUCUUUUCCGUUUUGGUAAUGCAACAGUAGGCGUUUGUAGAAAAAUUAUUUGUCGAUAUACAAGUACCAACUGA